Manduca sexta (tobacco hornworm) is the source of this 1363-nucleotide messenger RNA. RefSeq lists its product as uncharacterized. Lineage: Eukaryota; Metazoa; Arthropoda; Insecta; Lepidoptera; Sphingidae. The record is from RefSeq and is a predicted model, not a curated record. Bases 281 to 1198 code for a protein of 305 amino acids. The transcript is spliced from 12 exons.
CAAUACUUCUUGGGUCACUUUACGACACCAUAGCGAGACAAAAAAAAGUAUCAAAAUUGUCAGGCGCUGCGAGGCGGAAGACUGUAACACCAAUUUAACUACAUCACUCGUUUGGUCUGGAGCUCAUGAUUACGUGCUGGGUUCAUCAGCGAAUGAGACAGUGUCGGUGACUGUACAGAACUCCGGGCAUCAAUCCCUGGACAGUUGUGCGUGGGUGAAGAUCACUGGGGCGCCAGUACGGCUGGGCAACUGUCGCCGAGACGGGGAGGGAUACAAGUGCAUGCUGUCAACCCCCAAAAGGGAUAAGAAAGAUACCCUGAACUUCAGUUUGAACAUGACUACUCUGCGGAGUACGGAUGAAAAACUUGAGGUGAUAGUACGCGUCCACGAGAACUGCGACCAGCCAGAAAACACAACGCACAAGAUGGAAGUAAAAUAUCAAUUGUCAACUGACCAUAUUCACGUUAAUGGCAUUGCCAAAGAUCGAAAUGUGACCGAAAAAGUAAUACUGGACGAUAAAAUCGAAAUAAUAAACGACGGCCACGAGUACGAGAUAGUGAACAACGGAACGGUAGAGUGGGUGAAUGUGGUUGCGGUCAUCGCGAUUGACAAGAAACCGUUUAUUCAUCAUUACAUGGCUUCAAUUCCAGAAUAUGAGUGCAGUGAAAAAAAUGAAACUGACAAAAUUUUGUUCGAGUGUAAUUUUAAUUUGAUGCCCCAUUCGAGGAAAACAGCAAUCGUAACUAUUGAUAUCCAAAAAGACAACAUAUUAAAGAACCUGAUAAAUGGAAAGUUAAAUACCACUUCGCUAUUGACAUUAUAUCUGACACCAAAAUUGCCACCAUUGAGCGAUAAUGCAACAAUGUUUAUGACAUAUUUGCAAGAACGAUCAUUAUUGAACAAUAAGUUGGUGAUUGUACUGGGUGCCGUUGCGUUGGCAAUAAUUAUACUUGCAAUAUUUAUUUACGCUCUUUACAAGGCGAACUUCUUCAAGCGGAAACAGAAGAAACAAUUAAACGAACUGAGGGAGAGUGUGAGAAGGAGAAGUAUGAAAAAGCCAUCUGACACGCCGGUAACAAGUAAAACUGAAGAAGACAUUAUCAUCGAAGUGGUUGACGAGCCGCCGUUCGCAGUUCCUACAACGACAGACGAUGAAGCUGUGUUAAUUAUAGAGGAAAAGGCCCAAGUCCAUUGUUAGCCUCAAAGCAAUUUGUUACAAUUUUCCAGGAUGUCGUGACAGCUUGAUGCAAAACACAUCGGAUAAUACUCUUCAAGAAGUUCAUGCGAAUCAAUCAGCGUAGGACUUGAAUUGAACACCUCACGUAAGCGACUAAUGGCUCCCUAUAGAAACUUAAAUGGCAAA